AUGGGAUUCGUGUCUCAUCAAAAGAUGUCAACAACAAAGUUGAUAAUCUGCUUGAUAACAAUUAGCCUUUUACCAAAAACGACACUUUCUGUCACCGUACCCGACGUCUCCUCGUCAACAUCAUCCACAACGGAGGCAACAAGCACGACUAGUCAAAAAACGGAAGUAAACACAACCUUUUCCGUGAGCACAUCUGAGAGCAAAUCCUCCGACGAUCUCGACAAAGACGAGAGCAAAAAUCCCCAAAAACUCGAAAUUAUCAAACAAAUCCGAAAAAUUAACGCUGACGGCUCUUACACGAUUGGCUACGAAGCUGAAGACGGCACUUUUAAGAUUGAAAGUCGCGAUGUUUUGGGCAACGUGAAGGGCACUUAUGGCUACAUCGAUGAAAAUGGCGAAAUAAAGCGAGUUUCGUACACGGCAAAUAACGCAACGGGCCUCAAAACGGUGUCAGAAGACACGGAAACGGAAGAAACGGCGCAGUUGCCAAAGUAUAACAAUCGAACGAGUGCUUCGACAACACGUCGUCCCAACUUAUCAACCACGAAAUCGAGUGUCGUGCAAAGUAUUCCGCGUCGUCGUUUCCAUUUCGAACGAAUUCAUGGCCCGAAUAAGGUUGGGCAGGAAGUUAAUUCGUUAAAUGCUGCCGAACCAACGACAACUGUCGUUUAUGCGACUUCUAUCUCGAGCACAGCAAAGCCUGUGUUGCUCGUUCGCCCGACCCAAGUCCCGUAUGGGGUGAAACAAUCAGCGAGCGUCGAACAAAUAAGUCGUCCUGAAAAGUUGGAAAUGAAUUCCGUGUCAAAAGUCAGUACAAAUGUCAAAAAUACGAAGAAAAAGGAGGAAGAAGAAGGUUCGAAUAAAACUCGAAACCACCUUCGACGUCAAUUAAGUUCAGAAAACACGGAAAAUUUCGAAACGCAACAACAAAUAAUUUACGGACAAUCAUCUGGAGACGAUAACACUCACAUUUAUGGCGGAGGUCCAUCAGCUUCUGUCUCUGUACGUCCCUUAUAUAACCCUACAGCAACUCCUCGGGUGCCUGUUCAAGUUCUCGCCGCGAGACAACGUGCUGCCCAACUUCAAAAUACGAUCGGAAAAAGUCCCAGCACUACCACAGAACGAGUUUAUGUGAAAUCCCCCAAACGCAUUGAUGAGAAACAGCGUUACGAACAAUCCACAGAACCCCAAACCGCAGGUCCUGUAGUUGAAAUUCCCCCGGGAAGGGAUUUAAAUGAAGGAGCCGAAGACGAAAGACGUCAAUUCCGGGAGAGACCUACUUAUAGACCUCGAGAGUAUGUUCGUUACGUGCCAACUACCGUACUCCCGGUGGAGCAAAGACACGGAUAUCGGAAUCCAGUAGGAGUUCCCCCGAUUCCUCUUCAAGCGUAUCGUCCCGAGGAACAGCAGCAACAAUAUUUGAGAGAAACUACUCGAGUUCCCGUUCGUCGUCCCUCUUCCGAUGGGUAUCAGGAGCAAGCUCAAAGCCCGGAGUAUCGGGAGCAAGGAGGACGUCCUGCAGCUGCUGGAUACCCUGGAGAUUAUCAACAUCCGUAUCCGCCUCCUUAUGGCUUUAACAAUCCAUAUCGCGGCGGAGGUUCGCCUUUCGAUUAUCCCGAUAGACCUUUAACCACGAGAGAUUUCGAAAGACUUUUACAACUUUUGAUCUAUCGUCAUACGCAAUUGCAACGUUAUGGCGGCGGGGGUAUUGGAGGUUAUGGGGGCCAUCCUUACUACCCUUCAGCUUCUCCUUAUCCUCCCUCAGCUCCUUACUACGGAUAUCAAAUCCCUCGUCCUCCGUACUACCAAAAUAACCCCCUUUACGAUCCGCGUUACGAAAACCCUAAUUACAGUCCAUCGACUCCAUCACGACAAUAUCCUGCUCCUCCUGCUUCAGGUCCUUCGAGCGAAGCUCCGUCCGAAAAUGAACAAUCACUAAAUCAAGUGAACCCGCAAUAUUACGAUAGUCAACGCACCAUUCCGAGACGUCGGCAAUUCUUACCCCCGCCUCCCGCCCCAUCACGUCAAUACUCCUCAUCGACACAAGUGCCCUUCCACGAUGCCGAUUACGCGACAAACACGAAUCAAUUGGGCCCAAAUUUACCGGAUUACCUUCCGCCGCAUGUUCGUGAAGACUUGCUCUAUCGCAUGUUUAUGCUCGCGCUAAGAACUGAUCCAAAUUAUGCCCAUGCAGCAGCAGCUUCGCAGCCAGAGCCAGCGGGAACUGUGCCGCAUGCCUCGAGUAUCGAACCGACAACUAUUGCGCCCGUCACAAGUCGAAAACCCGUCAGAAGUGUACAGAUUUUAGGAGAAGAGGAACCUUAA
Messenger RNA from Culicoides brevitarsis, 2325 nucleotides. RefSeq lists its product as uncharacterized. Lineage: Eukaryota; Metazoa; Arthropoda; Insecta; Diptera; Ceratopogonidae. Bases 1 to 2325 code for a protein of 774 amino acids. The transcript has 2 exons. The record is from RefSeq and is a predicted model, not a curated record.